CGUCACAAUUGUCCUUGCCAGUUGCAAUUUAUUAAUUACUAUUUGGUAUCUUAGUACUAAAAUGUCAUGGAAUUUGGGUGUACAGUACAGUGGAUGCUUUGUAUUGUAGCAUCUUCUUUAUAUUUAAAGAUUCAAGCUCGUUAAUGGCACCUUUGUCAGCAGGUUUAGGUGGUGGAUUGGGCAGCUUUAUUUUGUAUUAUCUGUUCAUAAUAUAAUUUGUUUAUACAGAUGCCUUCUGACUGUCAUUUGUUUUGCGCGCUUCAAGCUUUGCCUUUCCAAUGGCGAACAUGUGCGACUAUUCUUGUCGACCUUGUGGGAAAUACAAUCCGAGUGGAUUUCAAUUUUUAAUUCUCAGCUUUAUCCGUUUUGCUCCGCAACUUGAAAUUAAACAAUUUAAUCUAUGAAAUAUCUAUUUUUUCUUGCGGAAGUGAGGAUGCCUGCCAUGUGAAUUCUGAUUCCAAUGAAGCCCAAAUAAGUAUUCUUGUAUUUCCAAAAGGAAUGGCUGUUCCCUGUGUGGAUGAUUUGCUGUAAGGCAUUAGCUGAAUGCUAGGAAACUUCCCAACUAAACAAGAGCAAACUGUAAUUAAAAGCAGUGUUUGUGCUAAAAUGUUUGCAGACUGAUUUAGGGGAAGCCAUGUGUGAGAUUACCUUGAUUUGUUUUCUGAUAUUGUUGUUAGGUUCCGCUGGCGCGAAUCAGAUCUCGGCGGCGGCGGCGGCGGAAACCCUACAGGGAAAUUGUCCAUUAAAUGUGAGUUACUUGUCUUCUCAUCCAUGGAUCGUACAGAAAUGUAAGGAAGGAACGCACUGCUGCGAGGCCAUUGAUGUUUUAAUGCGGAUCCUGCUUUUUUCAUGGAUGCACAGAACCGGCUCAUUUCUUUUACAGGACAUUCAGACUUCCAGAGCAUGCAUGGCCGCCAUACAAAGCCAAAUGGAGUCCCAAGGAGUGGCCAGACAAAAUAAUGUGUUCAAUGGCUGCAAAAUUCAGCCGCAAGAUUAUGUCAAUGGCCCUACACCCUGUCACAGUAUUCAGAACAAAAAUUCCUUUGAAAAUGCCGUCAAUACUUCCGAAAUCAAGAGAUCCUGCGACGGUGACAAGAACCGAUUUUUCUGUCACGUCUGCCUACGAGCCAUGGUGAGAGUUCUCCGUCAAUUGAUGGAAAAAGACGGAAAGGCGACGAAUAACUGCGAGCUCUUUGUGAUUAUUUAUGUUGGGGGCGCCAUUAAUGGCUACGAAGGUCUUGGCCCGGAUGCAGCUUAUUGUCUUCUCAGCGCGCAGCAUUUGCCGGAUUUGGCAUCCGUGGGCGCAGGUGCAUCCAUGGGCGCAGGUUCGAAUCCCAGGGAGAGAAGUUCCCGCAGCAAGAAGAAAAUAACCCUAGCGCUUAAGGUUUUACUUCCGGCGGCGGCUAUCUUAACAUUCAUCAGUCUCUAUAUCGCAAAGCGUAAAUUUUGCGGCGGCAGACUGAAACGACUUGUUCUGAGUCGCAGAGAAUCGCAGCUGCUGCGGGAGAGUGUCGAUCUCACGACCGGUCUGCUGUUCUUCCGCUACUCCGAUCUCCGGCAAUCGACGGGAAAUUUCGCGGCAGCUAACGUGAUCGGCGAAGGCGGUUUCGGAACGGUUUUCCGGGGAACUCUUCCCGACGGCUCACAGAUCGCCGUGAAAAGAUUCAACGACCUGACGACCGCCGGCGACGAGGUGUUUAAACACGAGGCCCACGUCAUCAGCAGCGUAAAGCACCGGAACUUGCUGCCCCUCAAGGGCUACUGCAUCCACGUCAGCACCCGUGGGCACGGGCACCAACAUUUUCUGGUCUACGACCUCAUGCCCAACGGGAGCCUGGCAGAUUAUUUGUUCCGACGUGGCGGAAAUAAGCCCCUGCUGACGUGGCCUCAACGGCACCGGAUCGCUAUCGGAAUUGCACGUGGGCUCGCUUAUUUGCACGGCGACGCAAAGCCGGCGAUAAUUCACCGGGACGUGAAAGCCGCAAAUGUACUGCUGGACGCUGAUCUGAAUGCCCUCGUGGCAGAUUUUGGGUUAGCCAGAUUUAAGGAAGAGGAAUCAAAUAAGACGCAUUAUACUACAAGGGCUGUGGGAACACUGGGCUACGUGGCACCUGAAUAUGCUCUGUAUGGUCAUUUGACAGAUAAGAGUGAUGUUUAUAGCUUUGGGAUUUUGCUGCUUGAGCUGCUGAGUGGGCGCAGGGCUUUGGAUAUAGCUGGCCCGGAAAGCCACGUGUUGUCCGAGUGGGCGUAUGAGCUGGCACAGGGGGGACGCGUGGAGGAGGUGAUUGAGGAGACAAUACGAGAGGAGGAGAGCGAGGGGAAAGAGAUGAUGGAGCGGGUGGUUUUUCUGGCAUUGCAGUGUGCUGAUGCCAGGUCAGCAUGUAGGCCGUCGAUUCAGCAGGCUUUGUCCAUGUUGGAGUCCACUGAUCGUCCAGAUCAUCCUCUGGUUUUGCCAAACACUCCCUCUGCUUUUUCUAGCAUGCUAAGCCGAUGGGAUUCGCUUGCAUCUUCUGUUGGAACAGAGAGGACCUCUAAUGGAGGAAGUGGGUCAAUGGCAGUUUCGAGUAUAUCCACCAAUUCCUACCAGACUGGAAGGUAAGGGUAGAUUGGGGAGCAUAGAGGAUCAAAACUCGCAGCGGAAGAUCUGAUCUUGAGAGGAGAUUAUAAAAUUUAAUAAGGUUUUGGCGAUGAGGGUUGUAUGUGGCACUUGGAUCCCAAAACUUGUUUUGAACUUGUAGACAUUAUUAAAGAUCUUUCUUUCAUUCAUUCAAUCCUCCCAUCCUCUAGUGUGUCGUCCUUGGAUCCUAUAAGUUCUUUUGAACUUGUGGAUGUUAUUAAAGAUCUUUCAUUGAUUCUUUCAAUCCUCUCAUCCUCAACAUUGCAGGUUGGAAUGGGAUGGUGUGUCAAUUUCUUUGGCGAAACAUGGUACUUGAGCUCAUCUAAAAACAAUUAAUGGACCAUGCAUUUGAACUGUA
This is a messenger RNA of Cryptomeria japonica (Japanese cedar), 2975 nucleotides long. Its product is annotated as probable receptor-like protein kinase At1g11050. NCBI's taxonomy places the organism in Eukaryota, Viridiplantae, Streptophyta, Pinopsida, Cupressales, Cupressaceae. Gene Ontology annotation, biological process: protein phosphorylation. Gene Ontology annotation, molecular function: ATP binding; protein kinase activity. The record is from RefSeq and is a predicted model, not a curated record. The transcript has a single exon. Bases 635 to 2599 code for a protein of 654 amino acids.